AUGCUUGAGCACAGCAGUACACAGGACUGUCGGGGUCCUACACAGGAUGCUGCUCCGGACGCUAUUCCGAGGAGUGGUCCGGCCGAGUCGUGCAGUGCAUCGGCUGAUGCAGGAGCCCACCUAGAAAAGUCCGGAACACCCGCCAGUCGGGACCAGCACACUCCACCUCAACCUGAACAGCCUGAGGGAGGCAGCGUGGGCAGUGAAAAAUGCGUUUCUGCGAGGCUUCUGUUUCCCGCGGAGCCGCCUGGCUCUGGGGCGAAGCGCGAGAAAGGCCCGCAACGCAAGAAGAUUGUAUCGGGAGGACAACUUGUGAACAAAGGCUUUCUCAAGCACACAUGGAUGCAGCGGAUGCGUACAGAAAGGCCUUCUUGUCUCAUUCUCUGUUUCGACUGGAGAAGAGUGUACGACAUUCGAUCUGUUUGCUGCGGCUGUUGCCAAAACUCCGCCUCGCCCCUCCCAGACAUCUCCGCCCGUCAGCAGUGCUCUGCACAGUCCAGUGCAUGCUGCACUCGAGAUGGCUGUAGGCAGCGUCUGGAGGAGCCGCCCGACUCUGCUGCAGCGCAGCAGCAGUUUGCUGCAGCUUCCACACACCCGCAGGCUGAAGAUCCUCGGCCGGGGCUGUCCACGAGCUCGGGCUCGGAGUCUCCGGCCUCGGUCUCGGCUGCUGCAGCAGCCCGAACGCCGGGGGGCGUGGCGGAGUCUCGAGCUGGUAUUUUCGCGCGAGGCAGCGCAGUGGCCUCUGCCGAAGCAGAGGCCAUGGCCAUCAUUGAGUUCUUCAGAGACAGGCUCCAGAGACGCAUUGUCGUCCCGAAGAUGAUUGUCUUCGUCAUUCUGCCCGGCGGCAUGGAAGACCCCCAGUCUGCCGUUGGCUUUCUCAAGAGGCUCAACCCAGCAGAUAUAGCGGCGAUCUUCAUAACUUGCGGCGUCGACGACUUGAAGUCAAAGCUGGAGAAACUCGAACAGGUUUCCUUUGAAUGUAGCGUGGAAUACUACGAAAACGAAGCGCGACGUUACCGAAAGCAGACACAAGUGACAUUUAAGGGAGACCGUUCUCAAACCAGUGCAUUCCAUGUGUACCAGACCAGAUGCUUAAUAAAGGCCGGGUACAUGCUCGAAUUUGCACAGCAGCCCCACGCCGCAAUGAAAAGCUACAUAACUGCUUGGCAGUUCCUGACAAGCUACACGCAGAUGGCCCCUGCACUGGAACGGAUGACAGUGUGCAAUUUGAUUAGCGUGCGCAUGUACCCGAUGUACUUCAAAGCGAAAGAGCCAGCCAAGGCAGCUCACCACGCGCGCGAGCACCGCGCAGUUCUUCGAGAAAAUAUCCCGGAGUCUCCCUUACAGGGCUAUUUGCUGCCCCUUUGGUUGGCGCAACUGCACCAGCUGCUUGCCCAGCUGUGCGAAGAGGCCAUGCACUUGAGCCCUUCAUCUCUUGACACGCGCGACGUGUGGCAGCUUGCUGGCUUCCACUAUCAAGCCGCUGCUCGAUACCUUCAGCACGUCAGAGCCUGGAUCAGGACUGCAAAGGAGCAUGGAGCAGCUGCCUUCGCAACGUCAGGCUCCCAAAAUCCCGAAGCAGCUGCAGCCGCUGCACAGAAAGAAGUGUUCCUUCGAUUUAUAUUCUUUUUCAACGAGGCUCAAGUGCUAACGCAUGCAACGCACUUGCUGUCUAAAGCUCAUAUCGCCUACAAACUUGUUGGAGGCUACCGCAGCUGUCCGAUCUUGGCUUGUGAGCUCGCCGACGCCAUGUUUGACGGCCAUCGGAUGAUGACGGCGCGCCAGCUGUACUUCACUCUAGCCACGGCUUUUGCGUCGCACACUUACGGCCACCAGACAUCGUGGCAGCUCGAAUCCAAGCCAGCGGAGUGCACCACUGCGGAGUCCGGCACGCCGCAGCAAAGUGUCGAUAUUUCGUGUCAUGAGAGCGCCGAGGAUCAAAGCGCUGCCUCCUUGCAAGCGGCGACGGAUGGAGAAACAGCCGAUCCUGAAGUUCCUUCAGCUGCUCAUGCAACUCCGCCUACGGAGCAGCCAAGGAGCUUAAGUCAGCCAGUGGCAAACGAGCCACAAAUUUCUGUUGGAAGCAGCAUGCGCUUUUCUGGGGCGGUUAGGAGCACAGGCUGGUGGCCGUUAUAUCGAUACGUUUUGGCGCGGCUCACUCUGUGCACGUCCCACUUGCUAUCUAUCCCCUCUGCGGAGUUCUUGUAUGAAAUAGCUCGAGUCGACUUGCGAUCGAGCUCGGCUGUUGGUGAUCAAGGCCUGUGUCGUCCAGCUGGUGGAGAUGCUCAGCUCCCUUCUGCGGCAGCUUCGACACCUGGCUCACACGUCGUGUCUACGGUGGCAACUGCUGUAGGAGCCCAGGCAGAUGCUGAGAGCUGCCAUAUUGCACUUAAGGCCUCAUUUGAGAUACUUAACCUUCUUGCGUUGAGAGAAGACACUGAGGAUUUUGACGGCUUGAAACGAAAGCAAAUGCACCAAUUUGUGGAAAAGCUGCUGCCUUUGCUAAGACGCUUUGAGCAACGCUCGGGCGACAGCCAGUGGCUGUUUCAUGUAGACCUGCAUGCAGUGGUGGUGUGGACCGACCUGUGCGCUGAGCUGCAUCGUGAACAUAUUAUUUCAGGAAGUGGACUACUUGUGAAACGCCACUUCUUUCUUCCCAGCGCGCACCCUGACAGGGAUUCGACCUGGGAGGGCGUGGUCAUUGGCAGAGUGUGCUUUCAGCACCGCCUCGGAUUUGAUAUCUCAGUGUCAAAUUGGGCCAAUCUUGUAACCAGCACGGGGAAGAAGGCACGGUGCUACUUAGAAAUUUUAAAUUGCUCGCCGAAACUCGUGGGAGAGCAGGCUGGAUCAACUUCUCCUACAGAGCCUGCGUCCCUCACAUUGCCUCAUGAAGCGCUGUGCUACUGUAAUAUGUAUCUAGCACCGCCAGAGUUAAAGGAUCUUAGCGGCGCAACAGUGCGCCGCCUGCAGGUUUCAUGGGCAUUGUGCCCUUCAGUUUGCUUCCAGCUAGCUACUUUGUGCUCCGUGGAGGGGGAGUUGUCUAGACUACCUGGCGGAGUGGUGGCUCCAACUAGCCCUCUCAAGACUGAAGCGGUGCCUAACGGCUGCUGGCCCUCCCCAAUUAGGCGGGCUAUUCGCUUCCACAAGCUGUGCAUACCUCCGCCUCCACUUUGUGAUGUUGAGCGCCCCGGCUUAGCUGAGCCUUUCCUGCCAUCGCUUUGCCUAUCGAAGGAUUCUUUUGAGCUUAGUACAGUUGGCGACCCUCAGUCGAAGUACAUUUGGAUCGGCGAGCUUGCACCCUAUACAGUUCGGCUAACCGUAAAGCAAGACUGGGAGCUCUGCAAAUUCAGCAUCGGCGUACAGUGUACGGCGCAGGAGUCUGGGAGUGUGAAUGAUCGCACCGUUGACACAUCUGUGCUUCUGGAAGAUGAAUUCGAGUCUUUUUUGAUAGAUUCGAGCUUGCUUCAAGGGCUAGGUGAUCGUGAAUCUGCAAAUGCUGCUGGCGGGGAACAAGAACAAACGAAUGGUACCUGCGCGGAUUUGCCAAACUGCACCAAGCUCCUGCGGCUCCCCACUAAUGGAUCUCCGUGCAUGCCAUUCACACUAACGAGGGAUGACCAAGCAUUUGGGCGCAACUCAGGACAGAAUCGGGGGACUGUAGGCAGGGAACGGGCAGCCUCUCUAUUGGUAUUCGAUCCGCGCAAAUACAGCUGCAAGUUUACUGCUGAGGACUUGAAGAUCCUUGUUGGCGAGACGACACAGGAAGAUGUUUCUGGCGGAGUGCCUGAUGUUUUGGAGACGGCCAAAGUUGUCUGUAUACCCAUGUUCCUUCGUUUGCGUCGCGCGGGGACAUUUGAAGUUCGCGUAACAGUAGAUGUGAACCUUGAUGACAUUGUUCAGAGGCUGACGACGUCCAGCUCUGUGGAGUGUCAGCGCUGCUUCGACUUAACAUCCAGCCCGAUCUAUCUUCCUCCACUAGGCACUGAUGGUUCUCGCGAGGCCUACCGUGUAAAUGUCACGAACGUUUCAUGCACUGCUCUCCAGCUCAGGGACAUUAAGUUCUCGAGUCUCGAAGUUCCAUGCGCCCCGUCAGAUGCACCAGGGAACUCGUUAGGGCAACAACUGAUUACUCCGGAACUGCCUUGCACUCUUCUGCCGGGCGAGUCAUGGUCAGGGAUUUCAAGGAUGAAAGAUUCGGCGCAACGGCAAGCAGCAAGCCUACCACCAAUACUUAAGCCGCUGUCACUGCAGUGCCUCCAGAUUAACGUGGCUCACCCAAUCACGUCGGCUGUGGGUGUGCCGUUCAUGUUUUCGGCAACUUUUGAAAACAUAACUCGAGAGGCAAUGGAGCUGCUUGUAAGCUUGUCUUAUCCUCAUGAAGACGGUCCGAACGGAAUGGAUUCAGCCGACCCUUUUUCAGUGCCAUUCUCGCCUACAUGCCCAUUCAUGGUCGGCGGACAAAUCAAGACGCAAGUUAUCAUUCUUCCUCUUAGCAAGAAGACGCUUCACUGGACUCUGGUCCCAUCAAGGCCAGGAUCGUAUAGGCUACCGACAGUACGCGUUGAGGGGAAGGCGAAGAACCCAGGACUACCGAAGGGGACAGUGCCCCCCACUGCAGCAUGCGAUGCUAGCGAGACCAAUUGGGAAUGCGCCUCCAACCCAGCUCACGUUCUUGUCUUCUCGAAGUAG
Messenger RNA from Eimeria necatrix, 4689 nucleotides. RefSeq lists its product as hypothetical. The record is from RefSeq and is a predicted model, not a curated record. NCBI's taxonomy places the organism in Eukaryota, Apicomplexa, Conoidasida, Eucoccidiorida, Eimeriidae. The coding region runs from base 1 to 4689 and encodes 1562 amino acids. The transcript is spliced from 15 exons.